ACAACAAUCAAACAUCGCGAGAUAGAUACUGUGUAGUCCAUUACGUAUGACGUGAGUCUGUGCGUGCCUCAGCUCAAGUGAAGAAAGAAACAUGUCGCUUACGAGCUUUCUACCGGCGCCGACUCAGUUGUCUCAGGACCAGCUGGAGGCCGAGGAGAGGGCCCGGGCACAGAGAUCCCACACCACCGCCCUGGUCUCCUCCCGCAGAGAACCCCCUCCCUACGGCUAUAGAAAAAGUUGGGUGCCCCGCUCUCUGGAGGACUUUGGAGAUGGCGGUGCAUUCCCUGAGAUCCAUGUUGCCCAGUUCCCUCUGGAGAUGGGCAGGAAGAAGAAGACUUCCAAUGCCUUGGCUGUACAGGUGGACGCUGAGGGCAAGAUCAAAUACGAUGCCAUCGCCAGACAGGGGCAGGGCAAGGAAAAGGUGAUCUUCAGUAAGUACACAGACCUGCUUCCUAAGGAAGUGCUGAACGACGAUGCCCCCGAGCUACAGAAGCCCGACGAGGAGGCUGUCAAAGAGCUGACGGAGAAGACCCGUGACGCUCUGAUGAAGCAGGUCUCUCAGAAGAUCGCUGCAGCCAUGCCUGUGAGGGCAGCAGACAAGCAGGCCCCUGCACAGUACAUCAGGUACACCCCGUCCCAGCAGGGCGUGGCCUUUAACUCGGGGGCCAAACAAAGGGUCAUUCGUAUGGUGGAGAUGCAGAAGGACCCCAUGGAGCCCCCACGCUUUAAGAUUAACAAGAAGAUUCCUCGUGGUCCUCCAUCUCCCCCUGCACCCGUCAUGCAUUCGCCGAGCCGAAAGAUGACCGUCAAGGAGCAACAGGAGUGGAAGAUUCCUCCCUGCAUCUCCAACUGGAAGAACGCUAAGGGCUAUACCAUCCCUCUGGACAAGCGCCUGGCAGCAGACGGUAGAGGGUUACAGACCGUUCACAUCAAUGAAAACUUUGCCAAACUGGCCGAGGCGCUCUACAUCGCUGACCGAAAGGCCAGAGAGGCUGUGGAGAUGAGAGCCCAGGUAGAGAAAAAGAUGGCACAGAAAGAGAAAGAAAAGAAAGAGGAGAAACUCAGAGAACUGGCUCAGAUGGCCCGUGACCGCAGGGCAGGGAUCAAAGGUCACGGAGGGGAAAAAGGUGGAGAGGACGGCGAGGCCAGAGAGCGUGACGAGAUCCGCCACGACAGGAGGAAAGAAAGACAGCAUGACAGGAACAUCUCCAGAGCGGCCCCCGAUAAGAGGUCCAAGCUGCAGAGAGACCAGGACAGGGAUGUCAGUGAACUCAUCGCUCUGGGGCAGCCCAACCCCAGAGCCUCCAACGAGGCACAGUACGACCAGAGACUGUUCAACCAAAGCAAGGGUAUGGACAGUGGCUUCGCCGGGGGGGAGGACGAGAUGUACAACGUGUACGAUCAGCCGUUCAGAGGGGGACGGGACAUGGCCCAGAACAUCUACAGGCCCAGCAAGAGCACCGACAAGGACAUGUAUGGAGAUGACCUGGACACACUCAUGCAGAGCAACAGGUUCGUUCCCGACCGUGAGUUCUCUGGUACAGAUCACGGUCCUCGCCGCGACGGCCCGGUUCAGUUUGAGGAGGACCCCUUCGGUUUGGACAAGUUCUUGGAAGAAGCUAAGCAGCACGGGGGCUCAAAGAGACCGUCCACCAGCAGAGGGUCUAAGGACUACGACCACGAUAAAAAACGCAGGAAGGAGUGAGGAACCAGUGCGACUCUCUGUUAGUGGGUGGGAGGGCAUGUUCAUUAGGCAAUCAAUUUUGGAAACUGUUCAUUUAAAAAAAAACGUUAAUGUUCAGAGGUCGCUGAACAUGUUUUUCAUUCGAACAUAUGUCACCUUACUGUGUCCAGUGAAGCUGUUUUAUCUUGACUGCCUACUGAAUGUGAUCCAGGGUUUUUUAGGAGUGAGGGGACAUUGUGGGAGGGAUAAUUGGGGGGUGGAUUUGGUUGGCACCUAGCCCGACUGGAGCUACAGACAUGCUGUAUGUAUUGUAUGCAACUCCUCAGAACUAGCAGGGACUGUUCAUUGUUAAUUGCCUUUUUUCUUCGCACCUCUUUUCUUUACAUACAACAUUGUCCUUUCUGUAAAAUGUUUUAAUUGAAGCCCCUCAUGUUUGUAAGCAAUGUUAUUAAUCGUUUGAUGGUUGUGGUCAUUGAUCUUGCAGCAUUCCUAUAAAUUAGAUUGAUUGAAUUCCCUUGCUGGUCUUAUGUGAUCUCCUCUAUGGGAUCUUUACUGUAACUAUUCGUCUCUGUUACUGGUGGGAUACAGUGUAACCCUGCUCCAUAACUUGUACAGUACUACCGCUGAAUAAAUUUCAUAUAGUGGACUAAA
Messenger RNA from Esox lucius (northern pike), 2335 nucleotides. It is a transcript of the gene snw1, whose product is annotated as SNW domain containing 1. Gene Ontology annotation, biological process: mRNA splicing, via spliceosome. Lineage: Eukaryota; Metazoa; Chordata; Actinopteri; Esociformes; Esocidae. The record is from RefSeq and is a predicted model, not a curated record. The transcript is spliced from 13 exons. The coding region runs from base 92 to 1705 and encodes 537 amino acids. Gene Ontology annotation, cellular component: spliceosomal complex.